CGUCAAAACGUCAAGUCACACACAGCUGUCUUAAAAAGUUAAAACCCAAACCCUUUCCAAAUUCCCCCCAAACUUCAUCUUCUCCACAUAAACCCUAACCAUAACAUCUUAGAAUUCACCACUUCAUUGCCCAAAAUGGCCGAACGACUCGACAUGACACUCGAUGACAUCAUCAAGAACAACAAGAAAUCAUCAGGAUCUUACACUAACACCACUUUCCGAGGCGGUGGCCCCGACCGCAGCCGCGGUCUCGGCCGGAGCCGUGGUCCCGAACCAGAACCAGCUCCCGGACCUACCAGACGAGUUGACAACCGAGUUCUUACUCGUAUGAAACCCUACUUUGUUCCGCAGGCUUUUCAUGUGCAAAAUGUGUUGGUUGGAGGUGAGUCCAGUUCUGAAGCAGGCACAAGGCUUUACAUCUCGAAUUUGGACUAUGAGGUUACUAAUGAGGAUAUCAAGGUGUUGUUUUCAGACGUCGGUGAGUUGAAACGCUAUGCAAUUCAUUAUGAUAGAGGUGGAAGAUCAAAGGGAACUGCGGAGGUGGUGUAUAUGCGGCAGUCAGAUGCAGUGGCAGCGAUGAAGAAAUAUAACAAUCUACAGCUGGAUGGCAAACCUAUGAGACUUGAAUUGGUUGGAGUAAACAUCGUUACCCCUGUUCCCAUUCCACCGAUGCAAAAGGGUAUUUUGGGAACUGAUCCCAUCAAUCUUUCUCAAAGAAUUGUUGGAAGAGGGCAAGCACUUGGUGGUAAUGUGCAUUAUCGUGGAUCUGAAAGGGGUCAUGGUGGAGGUCGAAGCCGUCCUGAAAAAGUAUCAGCUGCUGAUCUGGAUGCUGAUUUGGAGAGAAUUGUUGGAAGAGGGCAAGCACGUGAUGUGCAUCGUGAAUCUGAAAGGGGUCAAAGUGGAAGUCGAAAGCAUCCAGAAAAAUUAUCAGCUGAUGAUCUGGAUGCUGAUUUGGAGAAGUAUCGUCAACAAGCAAUGCGUAUGCGUAUAAACUGAGGAUCAUCUUACUAUUGACCUGUUCAUUUUGAAACCAAACAAAACCAAGAUUACAUGUAUUCCAGUAGUUACGUGGAAAAAUUAACAAACAUUAAAAGGCCAACAAACAGAUACAGGAAACUUAGUUUUGUUAUGGGUCUUCCAUAUAGUGGCACAAAUUGGUUAAUCUGCUAAUUUUCAGUGGAAUAUGCAUAGUGCAAUUAUGUUA
Molecule: messenger RNA, 1204 nt
Organism: Helianthus annuus (common sunflower)
Lineage: Eukaryota; Viridiplantae; Streptophyta; Magnoliopsida; Asterales; Asteraceae
Product: THO complex subunit 4A
Exons: 6
Coding region: 136-996 (286 amino acids)
Biological process (GO): mRNA export from nucleus
Cellular component (GO): nucleus
Molecular function (GO): mRNA binding
Source: RefSeq, a predicted model, not a curated record